This is a messenger RNA of Penicillium argentinense, 1884 nucleotides long. It is a transcript of the gene mirC, whose product is annotated as siderochrome-iron transporter MirC. Bases 1 to 1884 code for a protein of 627 amino acids. The transcript has 4 exons. The record is from RefSeq and is a predicted model, not a curated record. Lineage: Eukaryota; Fungi; Ascomycota; Eurotiomycetes; Eurotiales; Aspergillaceae. Gene Ontology annotation, biological process: siderophore transmembrane transport. Gene Ontology annotation, molecular function: siderophore-iron transmembrane transporter activity.
AUGCCUCUUAUCGACCCUCGUACCGGUCCAUCCUACGGCGCUAUCGACCAUGGAGAGAAUAGCAGAGACUACGAGCAGGAUCGGUUGUUAAGGGAUGAAUACGAAACAGAAGAGGAAGAGAGCGAGAUCUCAUCGCUGGGUGAGGCUCAGGAAGGUGUUCGCAAGAUCGAGGCGAUCAAUAUGACCUGGACGACCCGCUCGUUGAUGAUUGCCUACGUCAGUAUAUUCCUCAUGGCAUUCUGUACUUCGCUCGAGAGCCAGACUGUCAUGUCCCUGUCAGCCUAUGCGACUAGUGCAUUCAGCAAGCAUUCGUUGAUUUCCACUGUGCUGGUGGUUCAGAAUGUGGUUAAUGCCGUGAUUAAACCGCCCAUGGCCAAGGUCGCCGAUGUCUUCGGUCGCUUCGAGGCGUUCUGUGUGAGUAUUCUGAUCUACAUCCUCGGGUACAUUCAAAUGGCCGCCUCGACCAAUGUGCAAUCCUACGCCUCCGCCCAAAUCUUCUACUCGGCUGGCUCGACCGGACUCCAGAUCCUGCAGCAAGUCUUCAUUGCCGAUAGCAGCGACCUGCUGAAUCGUGCGUUUCUGGCCGUCCUCCCCGAAUUCCCGUUCUUGGUCACUGUCUGGCUGGGACCGACGAUUGCCGGAGCGGUGCUUCGCUCGUCAUCCUGGCGAUGGGGCUAUGGCAUGUGGGCGAUUAUCUUGCCCGCGGCCUUCCUGCCUCUGGCACUUUCGUUGCUUUUGAAUCAGCGGAAGGCGCGUCGACUCAACCUGAUCAAGGCGUCGAAGAAGAUGAAGCGCAGACGCAGUUUUUUUGCCAUCAUCCGUCGCACCUGGUAUGAUCUGGAUGUCGGUGGUCUCACACUGCUCUCUGCGGCCGUCACUUUGAUCCUGGUACCUCUCACCCUUGCGGCGAACGCCAAAAACGGCUGGAAGAAUACUAGCAUCAUUGUGAUGAUCGUUGUGGGUGUCGUGUGUCUGUGCUUCAUGCCAUUCUAUGAAACCUCGAAGAAGCUGGCACCCAAACCACUUCUCUCUCUGCACCUCCUGAAACAGCGAACUGCGCUCGCAGGCUGUGCUCUGGCUUUUUGGUAUUUCAUGGCAUUCUACUUCUCCGUUCAACCAUACCUCUACUCCUACCUUCAAGUCGUGCAAAACUACGACGUCGCCACCGCAGGCCGAGUAACCCAAACCUUCGCCUUCACCUCCACCAUCGCCGCCUUCAGCGUCUCCCUCCUGAUAAAGUACACCCGCCGCUAUCGCAUCUUCAUCACAAUCGGUUGCGUCAUCUACAUAACCGGCCUGGCCCUCAUGCUCCUCUGCCGCAAAGAAAACGCUUCCCACCUGCAAGUCCUCGGCACCCAAAUCCUCGUCGGCUGCGGCGGAGGCCUCCUCAACGUCCCCGUCCAACUAGGCGUCCAAGCCUCCGCAAGUCACCAAGAAGUUGCAGCCGCAACAGCCAUGUUCCUCACCUCCAUGGAAAUGGGCGGGGCCGUCGGUGCCGCCAUCUCCGGCGCCGUCUGGACCCAUUCCAUCCCGCAGAAGUUGCUCAAGUACCUCCCCGAGGAAACAAAGUCUCAGGCCGCGGAGAUUUUCGGCUCCCUCGCCAAAGCCCUAGAGUACCCGAUGGGCUCGCCGACUCGCAUUGCCAUCAACCGCUCCUACCAGGAGACGAUGAAUCGGCUUCUGACGCUUGCGCUGAUCGUGACGCUGCCGCUCAUCCCGCUCAGUCUGGUUAUGGAGAAUUAUAAACUGGAUAAGGUAAGAGAACCUGACCCGAAUCGAAACGAGGAGUUGGAACCUAACGGAAUGCAGAUGAGUCCGAAUAGCCAUGAUGGCGAGGAUGAGUUGCUUGUGCGGCCUAAGGAUUCGCAUAAGCGGACGAACUGA